Prunus dulcis (almond) is the source of this 1079-nucleotide messenger RNA. Its product is annotated as transmembrane protein 208 homolog. Lineage: Eukaryota; Viridiplantae; Streptophyta; Magnoliopsida; Rosales; Rosaceae. Gene Ontology annotation, cellular component: intracellular membrane-bounded organelle. The record is from RefSeq and is a predicted model, not a curated record. Gene Ontology annotation, biological process: vacuolar protein processing. Bases 191 to 712 code for a protein of 173 amino acids. The transcript has 6 exons.
UGACAGCUGUCCUCUCACUAAAUAAAAUAAAUAAAACAAGAACCCGCAGGCUCCAAAAGCCGACCAUCACAACUACUCUACGGUCUCUACCCGACGUUCUUGCUCUGGUAGUCUUCCUCCAGUAUCAGCUUAACUUCUUAUCAAUUGUCCCAUCCCUCUCAGCCGAACCCAGAGAAUAGAUUAGAGAGAGAUGGCAAAUCAAGGUGCAAAGAAGCGUAAGGAAGAGAACACCCGGCACAUGGCGAAUCUCCGUCGCCUGAUUGUGGCCUGUAAUGUUAUUUAUGUGUUGCUAAGGAUGCUCAUUUUCCAUUCUACUUUCACCUGGAAAAAUUGGGUUGCUUUGCUUCUGACAUCCCUGGCUUAUUACAUCCCCUAUAAACAACUUGCCCAGAUGGCAACUCCUUCUUAUGGCAAUGAUGGGGAACUUCUAGAUGGUGGCUUUGAUAUGACCACUGGUGGAGUGUGUGGGUAUAUGCAUGAUGUAAUUUACAUCACAAGCUUCGUGCAAGUCAUGUCCAUAAUCUCUGGAAAAUUUUGGUACACCUAUCUGCUGAUCCCAGGUUUUGGAGUAUACAAAUCAUGGGGUUUCAUUAAAGGAUUUAUGUCGCAAGGCUCAGAGGGAGGUGUUGAGGAUGAAAAGACUCGGAAGAAGAGGGAAAAGAUGGAGAAGAAGGCUUCAAGAGGCCAGUUUGUCAAGACAAGAAGUAGAUAAUCUACUUCCAGAAUGAGUUACCAGCUUUUGCUCUAAACCAGUUCUCUUGAUGCUGAGUUGUAGUACCUUGGCCGAGUACAUGAACUGUAUAAUUCCGACUUGGAGAUGGCCAAGAAAUGUGUCUUGGUUUGGAUGCCCAUGCUCUGCUUGUUUCUUACUCAACGCAUUCAAAAUGGGAUUUGUUUUAGCCAAUGGAUAGAGAUGCACCUUCACAUUUGGGCAAGACUGCUACAAAUAUAUAGGUGAAGAAUGGGUUUUAAUUGUAUCUCCUGAUCUUUUCGAUUUUCGAUACUUCUUACUAAUGAAACUUACGAUUACUUGACGUAAAUGAAAGAGUUCUCGAAGAUCAAUUGAUAUAAAUUUAAAA